Messenger RNA from Polistes canadensis, 1369 nucleotides. It is a transcript of the gene Vti1a, whose product is annotated as vesicle transport through interaction with t-SNAREs homolog 1A. The coding region runs from base 14 to 673 and encodes 219 amino acids. The record is from RefSeq and is a predicted model, not a curated record. Gene Ontology annotation, cellular component: Golgi apparatus; SNARE complex; late endosome membrane. Gene Ontology annotation, biological process: intra-Golgi vesicle-mediated transport; vesicle fusion with Golgi apparatus; Golgi to vacuole transport. Gene Ontology annotation, molecular function: SNARE binding; SNAP receptor activity. NCBI's taxonomy places the organism in Eukaryota, Metazoa, Arthropoda, Insecta, Hymenoptera, Vespidae. The transcript is spliced from 4 exons.
AACAUAUUCAAAGAUGGCGUCGCUCAUUGACAACUACGAACAACAAUACGCUGUUUUGACAGCUGACAUUACUGCAAAAAUUGGUAGAAUAAGAAUUCAAAGUGGUAGUGAGAAAAGAGCACUUAUUCAAGAUGUUGAUCGAGAAAUCGAAGAGGCUCAAGAAUUGCUUGAGCAAAUGGAAUUGGAAGUUCGUGGGAUGAGUGGAAAUGCUCGUGACCGUUUACGUGGUCGCGUGGAAAGUCAUAGAGCAGAAUUAAAACGAUUAACGCAAGAAUUUCAUUCAGCGAAAAGACCAAAAGAAGAUAGCAUUGAUAUAGCUGUGGAAGAUUCAUGGGAGAACAAUGUUACAGAAGAUCAAAAGAAAAGAUUAUUAGAUGCUUCCGAUAGAAUAGAUAGAACUGGAAGAACAUUGCAAAAUGGUUAUCGCAUGGUAUUAGAAACUGAGGAAAUUGGAUCACAAGUUUUAAAAGAAUUACAUGAUCAAAGAGAAACAAUUCAGAGAGGUAGAGGACGGUUACGAGACACGGAUGCAGAACUAGGACGUGGAUCUCGUUUGUUAUCAGGGAUGAUUAUUCGAAGUCUUCAACAAAGAUUAAUUUUAAUAGUAAUAGCCUUAGCACUAAUAAUAGCUACUUGUUUUGUUGUGUAUUAUAGUUUUAAAUCUAAAAGUUAAGAAUAAGAAAAAGAAAAUAAUGAGAAAGAAAAGAAAUGCAAACAUAGAGCUUUGUGUUCAACCAGAUCGAUUAUAAGCCAUAUUUAUAAUUAGUCAAUUUUUGCAAUAUUAUUUUUACCAAAUGCGCAAACACACACAUACACACAAUUGUUAAAUAAUUAAUUAAUUAUAAAUUAUAUACAAGUGCGCGGGAAUGUCGUCUCAUCAGUAAUUUUCAAUUUUAUCGAUUGCUUAUAACAAUUUUACGCGCGUCAUUGUGAUUUGAUAUUGUAUCAAUAGUAAAUUAUACAUAUAUAUAUAUAUUUAUUUCAGAAUUUCUUAUAUAUAUUAUAAAUGUAUACAAUAACAAAAAAAAGUAUUAACAAUAUCUUCAAAUUAAACAUUUCAAAAGUUUUAAACAAGUUCGAGAUAGGCACUUCAGGCACGUUAUCGUGAAACAUAAUUGAGAAAAAAAAAAAGCUUUUCUUAUUUAUGAUUAAUAUUAUUAUAUAAUUAUUGCAACGUGAUUGCCAGCUAGUUUAAUUACUUGAAAUUUUUGAUAACACUAUGGACGUUGUGAUUGCUAUUAAAUUAAUUAAUUACUCCGCACUUUUUCGUUACUUUAUUGCCUAUUUUAGAAAUCGUUCAACGCGUUACUCGUAUCAUAUCCAAUUAGCUAAUUAAAAUUAUAACUAAUUUUUUAUUUUCUUCCUAUAA